Pecten maximus is the source of this 5511-nucleotide messenger RNA. Its product is annotated as inversin-B-like. Gene Ontology annotation, molecular function: protein binding. The coding region runs from base 1 to 1683 and encodes 560 amino acids. Lineage: Eukaryota; Metazoa; Mollusca; Bivalvia; Pectinida; Pectinidae. The record is from RefSeq and is a predicted model, not a curated record. The transcript is spliced from 3 exons.
AUGGACCCCUUUUCGUCAACACGACACCGCUACAAGUCAAAGAGCUUUGAUUCUCCUUACGAACCACAAUACAAAUAUCAAAAGAGCUGGCUGCCCAUUUUGCGGGAACUCUACGCGGACGAAAUGGACACCCAUACGGACGCCAAACUUCUGUUUGAUGCCAUAAAACGGGGGAAAUACCGUCUGUCGAAAUUUAUACUGGACGCUUCCCCAAGUGAACUGGCCAACUCCACAGACAUAAAGGGCAAGAGUCCUCUCACUCUGUGUUGUCAGAUCAAGGAACAGUUACGGAGAAGUGAAAUGAGCCUCCUGCUCAUGGAGAAAGGAGCGGACGUAAACUUACAGGACGACUUCGGACGGACGGUGAUGAGUUAUGCAUGCGAAAUGAAAUGCAACGAUAUCGUGAAUAUGCUGAUCAGACAGAAUGAUAUUGACCCAGAUCUAGAAGACCUAAAAGGGAACACGCCACUAAUUUACAGCUCUAUAGUAGGAAACGAUAUUGCCACGGAAAUGUUAACCCGCAACUUCCGCCGCCUUGGAUUGGAGAUUGAUCAUGCCAACAAAAAUGGAUUCACAGCUCUCCUGACAGCCGCCAAACACGGCAAUAUCUCUUGUGCCAGAAUCCUUGCCCGACAAGGUCACGCUUCACUGCUUAUUAGGGACAAGGUACAUGGUUACUCUGUUCAGGAAUGGCUAAAGCUCGGUGGGUAUACUCUUGAAGACAUAGUAUCAGAAAAUAAAUCAAACAAAGUGAAAUCCAAAUAUGUCAGUAUCACUCGACUCUCAAUUCCAAAUAAUGUCUCGGAUAGUUACCAAUCUGAAGACGAUACCAGCGAUAACGAUGAUAACUUCGUUAUUCACGAGAGCGAGCGACACCAAAGAGAUGACCGCCAGACUAUCCACCGACAGUCCAGUUAUAGAGAAGAGAGGAACAACCGCCGAGACAACUUAGAUCGCAGAGGCAGUUACUGGGAGGACAGACGAAGCAAUCAUCGCGACGACAGACGAGGUAGCCCACGUGACGACAGACGAGGUAGUCCACGUGACGACAGACGAAGCAGUCAUCGUGAAGACAGACAAGGUAGCCAACGUGAAGACAGACGAGGUAGUCCACGUGACGACAGACGAGGUAGCCCACGUGACGACAGACGAGGUAGCCAAUGUGAAGACAGACGAGGUAGUCUACGGGACGAACGUUGGAACAGCCCUCGACAAGAGCGCCGGAACAGCCAGAGGGACGAUAGACGGUCAAGUUUUAGAGAUGAGCGACGUGAGAGUUUAAGAAGAAUGAGAAAGCAGAUGAGCACUGAAAGAGAAAGAAAGGAAAGAUUGAGUCGAGAGAUCGCCGAGCUGAUCGAGUCUAACGAGUACUCCGGACAGAGCACGUUGAUAAUCGACCCUAACAUGCCUGUGGCUCCAAAUUCUAUGUUGAGAAGGAAAAGCUUAAAAAGUGCGAUCGAUCCGACUGUUUUGAAGAACGUCAUCGUUUUGCCUCCCAUAAACAAGCUUCAAGUCGAUGAUUCUGACCCUAGCGACACGGAUGCAAACAACACGGACUACGAACAGGUCGACAAUGUAAAACGUAACAAUUUCAUCUGCGCGAAAACCAACCUUGUUCCAAAAGGAGCCGAUGACGACGACGACAAUAACACUACUAAAGAAGAACGAGUGCCAAUUUUCUGAGAGAAACUUUCAGAGAAUAUUAUCAUAAUCUUGUCGAGUAAACACAAACGAUAAGUAGUAUUAUUAAAAAAAGACAACUCGAUACCAAAAUAUAAGUACAUGCAAUUGAAUUUUGCUUAAAAUAUAUACAGAUCGUUCCCUCCAGCAGUGUUGCCCGGUCUCAAGCGCUUGAACUUCCUCCGCAACAGAGACAGGUUCUUACAAACCUAUACAAUAACAAAUUGAACUGGAAUUCCAUGGUAAACGACAGGUGGUCUAAAUAGCAUGAUAGGGCAAAGGUAGGUAGGAUCAGAACCCUUAAUUCGGGACCCGCGAAAAUUCGUGAUACACAAAUUGAUUUGACGUGAAGAAGCCAUUUCUCAAUAAGAUUAAUUACAGUUAUGUUUUAACCGGAACUUGGGCAGCUAGAAUUUCUGGACCAGAUGCCCGCUUCAUUUUUAAUCGGAUAUCAAAAAUUGGUAGAGAAAACUCGCUCGACUCAACAGGAAACAGUUAGUUAAUAGUUAUAUAUUAUCUCUAGGUAUUACACUGGUUAAAAGGUAGAUAUCAAGCUUUUAUACACAGGUAACAGGUAUAUAUGAUAUCUUGUCGUUAUACACAAUAAACAUGUAUAUAUAUAUAAUAUCCCUGACCGUUAUACACUGUUAACAGGUAGAUAUUAUCUCUGAUCGGUAUACACAAUGGACAGGUAUAUAUUGUCUCUGAUCGGUAUACACAAUGGACAGGUAUAUAUUGUCUCUGGCCGUUAUUAAAGCAUUUAACAUCACUUCAUGUUUAAAUAUGGUUACAUUACACGGAACAGGAUUGCAUACAGAUUUUAUCACGCGCGUUAUUCAAUUUGUCUGCAAUCCUGUUCCGUGUUAUAGGACCAUCACACGGAACAGAAUGCUGUUUAAUGCUUAUAUUUACAUUUUUCAUAUUUUUAAUAUUCGUAUUUUCGUUUGCAAGUAACUUUUUCAAUUCAAACUUUUCGAUGUCCGGACAAUAAGUAGACCAGCCGACGGAACUGCUCAUGGAAUUUUGUCUCGUGACUUUCCUGGCAAAACAAAUGUAGUGCGUGAAAAAAUUCAUAAAGACAUGGAGAGCUCAAUAUCAUUUCUAAAAUUGUUAUCAAUCAAUAUUUGGUAUUCAUAUCGUAUGCUAUUUUCUGUCAUAUGAUAAGAAAUAUUUGGCCACGCUUACUUUUCUUUGAAGACGUUACUUGUCGCGAUGGGGACUACCGAGUCUGUAGUUAGUUGUAUGGAAGGGACUACCGAGUCUGUAGUUAGUUGUACGGAGGGGACUAUCGAGUCUAUAGUUAGUUGUACGGAGGGGACUACCGAGUCUGUAGUUAGUUGUACGGAGGGGACUACCGAGUCUGUAGAUAGUUAGUUGUACGGAGGGGACUACCGGGUCUGUAGAUAGUUGUACGGAGGGGACUACCGAGUCUAUAGUUAGUUGUGCGGAGGGGACUAUCGAGUCUGUAGUUAGUUGUACGGAGGGGACUAUCGAGUCUGUAGUUAGUUUUACGGAGGGGACUACCGAGUCUGUAGUUAGUUGUACGGAGGGGACUACCGAGUCUGUAGUUAGUUGUGCGGAGGGGACUAUCGAGUCUGUAGUUAGUUGUACGGAGGGGACUAUCGAGUCUGUAGUUAGUUGUACGGAGGGGACUACCGAGUCUGUAGUUAGUUGUACGGAGGGGACUACCGAGUCUGUAGUUAGUUGUGCGGAGGGGACUAUCGAGUCUGUAGUUAGUUGUACGGAGGGGACUAUCGAGUCUGUAGUUAGUUGUACGGAGGGGACUACCGAGUCUGUAGUUAGUUGUACGGAGGGGACUACCGAGUCUGUAGUUAGUUGUACGGAGGGGACUACCGGGUCUGUAGAUAGUUGUACGGAGGGGACUACCGAGUCUGUAAAUAGUUGUACGGAGGGGACUACCGAGUCUGUAGAUAGAUAGUUGUACGGAGGGGACUAUCGAGUCUGUAGUUAGUUGUACGGAGGGGACUAUCGAGUCUGUAGAUAGUUGUACGGAGGGGACUACCGAGUCUGUAAAUAGUUGUACGGAGGGGACUACCGAGUCUGUAGAUAGAUAGUUGUACGGAGGGGACUACCGAGUCGUCUGUAGAUAGUUGUACGGAGGGGACUAUCGAGUCUGUAGUUAGUUGUACGGAGGGGACUACCGAGUCUGUAGUUAGUUGUACGGAGGGGACUACCGAGUCUGUAGUUAGUUGUACGGAGGGGACUACCGGGUCUGUAGAUAGUUGUACGGAGGGGACUACCGAGUCUGUAAAUAGUUGUACGGAGGGGACUACCGAGUCUGUAGAUAGAUAGUUGUACGGAGGGGACUACCGAGUCUGUAGAUAGUUAGUUGUACGGAGGGGACUACCGAGUCGUCUGUAGUUAGUUGUACGGAGGGGACUACCGAGUCUGUAGUUAGUUGUACGGAGGGGACUACCGAGUCUGUAGUUAGUUGUACGGAGGGGACUACCGAGUCUGUAGUUAGUUGUACGGAGGGGACUACCGAGUCUGUAGUUAGUUGUACGGAGGGGACUACCGAGUCGUCUGUAGUUAGUUGUACGGAGGGGACUACCGAGUCGUCUGUAGUUAGUUGUACGGAGGGGACUACCGAGUCGUCUGUAGUUAGUUGUACGGAGUGGACUACCGAGUCUGUAGUUAGUUGUACGGAGGGGACUACCGAGUGUGUAGUUGGUUGUACGGAGGGGACUACCGAGUCGUCUGUAGUUGGUUGUACGGAGGGGACUACCGAGUCUGUAGUUAGUUGUACGGAGGGGACUACCGAGUCUGUAGUUAGUUGUACGGAGGGGACUACCGAGUCGUCUGUAGUUGGUUGUACGGAGGGGACUACCGAGUCUGUAGUUAGUUGUACGGAGGGGACUACCGAGUCUGUAGUUAGUUGUACGGAGGGGACUACCGAGUCUGUAGAUAGUUAGUUGUACGGAGGGGACUACCGAGUCGUCUGUAGUUGGCUGUACGGAGGGGACUACCGAGUCUGUAGUUAGUUGUACGGAGGGGACUACCGAGUCUGUAGUUAGUUGUACCCGAGGAAUCAGUUAAAACCGGCUACAGCUCAAACGUGGGAUAAGGGGGAAACUACAGAAUCCAGGUGUAAUGUUGUUUGUGGACACACUUGGCCUAUCAUCAGUGAACGGCGCGCUACCCAGACUACCAGCAAUGGCCGAUUGUGAUUUCGAGGGGAGGACAAAACGUUUCUAGGCCCACAACGCCCUGUCAUGGAUAAAAGUGUUGUACUGAACGAAUUGUUUGAUUGGUAGACAUGUUCCUUUUGUAUUAUCUUGUGGACACUUUUAGUAAUCGUUUUAGAUGUGGUUACGUCGAGAGCGAAAAAACGUCAGAAAGCAAGGCUAAUUACCAACAUGUAUUAUGUAUUGUACACACUUAAAAGGUAUAUAUCAUCCCUGGUCGAUAUCCACAUUUAAAAGGUAUAUAUUUUAUCUGGCCGUUAUACACAGUUAACAAGUAUAUAAUAUAUAUGGCCGUUAUACACAGUUAAUACGUAUAUUUUGUCUCUAGCUGUUAUACACAGUUAACAGGUAUAUAUUAUCUCUGGCCGUUAUACACAGUUAACAGGUAUAUAUUGUCCUGGACAAAGCGAUGUCUAUCUUAAACAUGUUCUUGAUUAUGUAGCUGUUAUAAAGGGAUAUGCCUUUUAUUGUUCAAUUUCAACUGUAACUUUUUAAUAUAAUAAUAUGCCUGCACAUUUCAACACCUGGAGUAUAUAAUUUGUAUUGUAUCUGUAUUCUAAACAAGCAUUCUUAACGAAUUGGCAUCAGUUAUAAUCUAUAAUAAAAUCACUGCUCUGGAAGGAAA